AUGGUCUGGCGCCCCACCUCCGGUAGCCAGAAGAAGCUUCCACUUGAGGAGAGGCGGCACGCUGAUGUCCUGCAACUCAGCAUUUUCAGUGAGGUCCUCGUCAUCCAGAUUGUGCACGCUGAUGUAGUGCCGGAGGCCCUGAGGGAAUUCCUUGGCGAUGAUUCAAUCAACUUAUGUAGCGCUGUUGUCGACAACGAUGUGAAGAUGCUCGAGUACUACGGCAUCGCAGCCAUUACGGGGGCGCGCAACCUGCAGAGGAUGAUCCCAAACCCGAGGACCAACUAUCCUCCUUCUAUGUAUGCUUUGUCAAACCAUUAUAUUGGGAUGGAGCUUGUGAAGAAGGAUCACAAUUCCAUUAGAUGUGACAACUAG
This is a messenger RNA of Lolium perenne, 372 nucleotides long. RefSeq lists its product as uncharacterized. NCBI's taxonomy places the organism in Eukaryota, Viridiplantae, Streptophyta, Magnoliopsida, Poales, Poaceae. Gene Ontology annotation, molecular function: nucleic acid binding. The record is from RefSeq and is a predicted model, not a curated record.